Labrus bergylta (ballan wrasse) is the source of this 2005-nucleotide messenger RNA. The record is from RefSeq and is a predicted model, not a curated record. NCBI's taxonomy places the organism in Eukaryota, Metazoa, Chordata, Actinopteri, Labriformes, Labridae.
UUGAGUGGAUGAUUCUAGCUACCAUCAUUGCCAACUGCAUCGUUCUGGCUCUGGAACAACAUUUGCCUGAUGGGGACAAGACGCCGCUGUCUGAGCGCCUGGAUGAUACAGAGCCGUACUUCAUAGGAAUCUUCUGUUUUGAGUCCGGAAUAAAGAUCCUGGCGCUUGGUUUUGCCUUCCACAAAAACUCGUACCUGAGGAACGGGUGGAACGUCAUGGACUUUGUGGUGGUGUGUACAGGGAUCCUGUCCACUGUGGGCUCAGAUUUUGAUCUGCGGACCCUCAGGGCUGUGCGAGUGUUGAGGCCCCUCAAACUGGUGUCCGGUAUUCCCAGCUUACAGGUGGUGCUCAAAUCCAUCAUGAAGGCCAUGAUCCCGCUGCUGCAGAUCGGCCUGCUUCUUUUCUUCGCCAUCCUCAUGUUUGCCAUCAUCGGCCUGGAGUUCUACAUGGGCAAAUUUCACACGACGUGCUUUGACAAUCACACAGGUGACAUCAGAGAAGAGUUCCCAUGUGGGACGGAGGCCCCGGCUCGGCUGUGUCCGGUGGGCACCACGUGUCGACAGUACUGGCUGGGGCCAAACUACGGCAUCACACAGUUCGACAACAUCCUGUUUGCUAUCCUCACCGUCUUCCAGUGUAUCACCAUGGAGGGCUGGACCGAACUGCUCUACUGGAGCAACGAUGCCUCAGGGAGUGCAUGGAACUGGAUGUACUUCAUCCCCCUUAUCAUCAUCGGCUCCUUCUUCAUGCUCAACCUGGUGCUGGGUGUUUUGUCUGGGGAGUUUGCCAAAGAGAGAGAGCGUGUGGAGAACAGGAGCGAGUUCAUGAAGCUCAGGCGACAGCAGCAGAUCGAGAGGGAACUGAACGGAUAUCUGGAGUGGAUCUGCAAAGCUGAGGAGGUCAUUUUGGCGGAUGAUGACAAUGAGAACGAUUACGACGGCUCCCGCAGGAGAGCCACGAAGAACCACAAGAGCAAAGCAGAGCUUCUGAACCCCGAGGAAGGAGAGGGAGACCUGGCAGUCGGCUCGCCGUUCGCUCGUGCCAGCCUGAAGAGCUCCAAGCUGGAAGGAUCGACCUUCAAGCGGAGGGAGCGGCGGCUCCGCUUCUUAAUCCGGCACGUGGUGAAGUCCCAGGCCUUCUACUGGACCGUGCUGUGUUUGGUGGGACUCAACACGAUGUGUGUGGCGUCGGUGCACUACGACCAGCCGGAUCCACUUUCAGAUUUUCUAUAUUUUGCUGAGUUCAUCUUCCUGGGGAUAUUCUUGACGGAGAUGAUGGUGAAGAUGUACGGCCUGGGCAAGCAGGCCUACCUCAACUCCUCCUUCAACUGCUUCGACUGCAUUGUGAUAUGUGGGAGUAUAUUUGAGGUGCUGUGGUCCAUCAUCCAGCCGGGCACAUCGUUUGGCAUCAGUGUGCUCAGAGCUCUCAGGUUAUUGAGGAUCUUCAAAGUGACAAAGUACUGGGCAUCUUUGCGUAACCUCGUCGUCUCUCUGCUCAACUCCAUGAAGUCCAUCAUCAGCUUGCUCUUCCUGCUCUUCCUCUUCAUCGUCGUCUUUGCCCUGUUGGGCAUGCAGCUCUUCGGAGGACAGUUUAAUUUUUUAAAAGGCACUCCUCCGACCAACUUUGAUACCUUCCCGGCAGCAAUAAUGACAGUGUUCCAGAUCCUGACAGGUGAGGACUGGAACAUGGUGAUGUACGACGGCAUCGAAUCUCAGGGCGGAGUCAACAAGGGCAUGGCCUUCUCUGUCUUCUUCAUCGUACUCACACUCUUCGGCAACUACACUCUGCUGAAUGUGUUCUUGGCCAUCGCUGUGGACAAUUUGGCUAAUGCACAGGAGCUGACCAAGGACGAACAGGAGGAAGAGGAGGCUGCCAGUCAGAAGAUCGCCCUGCAGAAGGCCAAGGAGGGGGCCGAAGUCAGCCCGCUGUCCGCUGCAAACCUCUCCAUUGCAGCCAACAAAGUACACAGUGAGUGUCACAACGCUACCGACCCCUUUCUGGACUG